UUUUUUUUUACUAUGCGCUUCCUUAAUAAAAAAUAAUUUCUUUUCUCUUUUUCUCUUUUUCUCUUUUUCUUCUUUUCUUUUUUUAUUUAUUAUUUAUUUUAUUUUAACAAAAUGACUGAUAUAAAUCCAUUUUCUUCAAUCGAUACAGCGCUUAUAAAUCAGUCAAAAAUGGAUGAAUCACCUAUCCCCUCUGCUGUUCCCUUUAAUGAUACUGUCUCUAAUCAGAAGAAUGUAUCUUUAUUCAAUACUCCUCCUCCUUCAGUCAAAGUAGACAAUCCCACAAAUAUCAAAUCAUUUAGCCAUAGCUCUCCUAAUACUAACUUUAAAGAGAAUCCUACAGCUCAUUUAAAAGCUAAAAUUGAGUCUCUUGUUUAUUGGAAAAAUCCAAAGAAAAGUGGUUUGUUCCUUAUUGGGUCGUUAGGCUUUUUAGUUUUAUCAGAAUAUUAUUCAUUCUUGCAAAUCAUGGCGGGAAUAUUUACGUUCAUAACCGGUAUAAACUUGAUAUUCGUAAAUGCUCAUAAACAAGGGCAAAUAUUCAUUAGAGGAAAGUCAAAUGAAGAUGUCUUUAAUCCUCAUAGUGAACGUCUUAAGAGAAAAGACAGUUUGAUUCCUCGUGAACGCGUCUUACGUGGAGCAAAUAUAAUGAUUGACGUUGCCGAAGCACUUUCACAGCAGAUUGUAAAAUUGGCGUUUAUUGAAGAUAAUUGGCGCUCAUGUGUUUCUUUAGUCAAUUCUUAUUUGGUCUGGACUCUUGCAAAGUAUGUAUCCACAAAAUAUUUGAUAGGACUUUUUAUACUUUUUGCUUUUACUCUUCCUCGUCUUUACCUUCAACAUCAAGCAGUAAUUGAUGCUCAUAUUGCUCAACAAUCUAAAAUAGCUCGUGAUUUGGCUACAAAAUAUUGUAAUCUUGCCAAUAAUAAGGCUAAAGAGUUAAUAGUACAAGCUAAAUCUAUUUUAAAGAAGGGUCCUGCACCUAAUCCUGUCUCAUCAACACAGGAUUCCAUUAAAAAAGAUUAAAAUAGUAAUAACUGUACAUUAUGUUUUUUAUUAAAGGAAAAAAAAAAAGAAGCUAAAUGCAUGAAAUAAUCUUUCUUUUAAAACGUUAUGAUAAUUAAAUAAAAUCAUAAAAU
Cokeromyces recurvatus is the source of this 1130-nucleotide messenger RNA. Its product is annotated as Reticulon-domain-containing protein. Bases 112 to 1017 code for a protein of 301 amino acids. The record is from RefSeq and is a predicted model, not a curated record. Lineage: Eukaryota; Fungi; Mucoromycota; Mucoromycetes; Mucorales; Mucoraceae. The transcript is spliced from 4 exons.